Messenger RNA from Xyrauchen texanus (razorback sucker), 1871 nucleotides. Its product is annotated as START domain-containing protein 10-like. Lineage: Eukaryota; Metazoa; Chordata; Actinopteri; Cypriniformes; Catostomidae. The record is from RefSeq and is a predicted model, not a curated record. The transcript is spliced from 6 exons. Gene Ontology annotation, molecular function: lipid binding. Bases 258 to 1049 code for a protein of 263 amino acids.
UGAAAAGAGGGGGAUGCUGCUGAAACACACCUGCUACAUGUUACAUUAGAUACCUUUAGGCAGAAUUCACAUUUUCUUUCCAGUUACUGUAAGUAAAGAACUACACUAGAAAGAGUCUUUUGAACUUGUCAGUAUUCCAAACCAAAGGAGAAAUCAACAACAACAGCAUCAAAAACGAGUGGAUCGUGACCUAUGUAAGGGAGCGUCCAGCUUUACACUCCUGCCGACCAGUUUUAUCCACAGCACCAGGAGGCAAGAUGCCAGUCCAAAUACCGGACGACACCGAUUUCUUAUCUUUCCGAGAUCAAUGUGAAAGUCAGGAUGGCUGGGUCGCCCGUUAUAGUAAAGGAGGAGUGACUGUGUGGUGUCGUGAUGAGGAGAGCAAAACUGUACAGAAACUCAAGAUGAGAGUCGUUUGCAAGGAUGUGACAGCAGAGACACUCUACGAUGUCUUGCAUGACACAAGUUACCGGAAAAAAUGGGACUCCAACAUGAUUGACACUUUUGAUAUUGGAAGGCUGACAGUUAAUGCAGAUGUAGGAUAUUAUUCUUGGAAAUGUCCAAGUCCAUUGAAGAACAGAGAUUUUGUCACUAUGCGGUCAUGGCUUCCUCUUGGGAAUGACUAUCUGAUAAUCAACUACUCUGUCAAACACCCGAAAUACCCACCAAAGAAGGAUUAUGUCAGAGCUGUGUCAUUACUCACCGGAUACUUGAUCCAAUCCAAUGGAGCAAAUUGCUGUACCCUUUAUUACUUAACACAAGUGGACCCACGAGGGUCUUUACCUAAGUGGGUUGUGAAUAGAGUCUCGCAGUUAGUGGCGCCAAAGGCCAUGAAAAAGAUUUACAAAGCCUGCCUAAAAUACCCAGAGUGGAAACGGAAACACGACCCAAAUCUGAAGCCUUGGAGGUACCCAGAGCAGAACACACUGCCCAGCAUCAGUGUGGCCGACCUGACGAUGCAGAGAGCAGAUUCACUGGAUAACAUCGAUGAGAGCAGUGUGAGUGAGGAGAAGGCCCAGCACCACAGUGGGGAUGAUGAUGAGACUUAAGAUCCCUCACAGUGACUCUCUAUGUGCUGUUCUACAUCUGUUAGAGCAGAGUAUGUGUGUGGAUGUGAAAGUGAGUGUGUAACAUCCUCUGUUGAGGACGACUCAGUUACUUCCAUUCUAUACAUGUUACAUUGCUUUCUUGAAUUGAACAAAAUAACAUAAUAUUGUUUUGCAGAGAUUUUGGCAUUUCAAGACUACUCUAUGUCCAUACAUUGAGGCAGAGUCUGAAUGUUUUGGACAUAUUCAUAUUAUAUGCUGAACAAUUAAGAUGUUAUGUUUUAUGGUGUAUGAUAUAAUCAUUCAGCAUAACAACAGUAUCAAUAAAUAUUUUUUGUCUCUUGAACAUGGCAUUAUUCUGUAUUACAUUUCUGGAAAAUCUCUUUCUGAAAUUGUUUGAAAUAAGGUUUCAUGCAAAAAUAUUGCUUUAAUGCAUAUCAUGUUUAUUUAAUGACUUUGCAUCAACACAUUUGAAGCAUAACUCUGUCUGUCAAAUUGUUAUAUUACCAAGGAUGUAACAAAAUAUUCAUGAUUGGGGACGACCAAAGGUAAAAAUGUAUCGGUCAUUGAAAACGACAUAGUGAUCAACCAAUAAUCUAAAUAUUGGCCCCCCUCAAUGUCUAUAGUGGUUAUGGCUCUGUAUAUACUGUAACUAAUAACACCUUAAUAUUUCAGCCCAGCUUCUGAGGUGAAAUUGUUCUAUGUGGAGUUUUGCAGAUAAGAUUUCCACCUUUUUUCCUAUACUGAGAGAAAGAUCUCUCUCUCUCUCUCUCUCUGUGUGUGUGUGUUAAAAGACCUCACAGUUCUGUUUAAUACGCUUGGAUC